This is a messenger RNA of Brenthis ino (lesser marbled fritillary), 858 nucleotides long. The record is from the annotation of a GenBank genome assembly. Lineage: Eukaryota; Metazoa; Arthropoda; Insecta; Lepidoptera; Nymphalidae.
AUGUGGGGUACUCUUCUGCUCCUCUAUUUCGUCGCAGGCAGUUAUCAAAUAUCCAUAUCGGAAUUUUCAGUACCACAAUCAAUAGAGUUCGGAGAAAACGCCACCUUAAAAUGUUUGUAUGAGCUAUCUCCAGAAGAAAAUGAUAAGGCACUUUUUGUAAAAUGGUGGUGGACUCCAAUAAAUGGCACAAGCGACAUUCGCCACCAACUUUAUCAAAGGAUAGCCGGACAUUCCCCAGAAGUUAUACGCAAGGAUAUCAUUAUAAAUGAAAAUGAUGGUAUUUCGCUAGAAAAUGUAACGGCUGAAGACUCUGGCAUUUACGAGUGCGAAGUUUCUAACAUUGACGAGGUUCGCAAACAUGGCGAGCUUAUUGUUUAUAAAUUGGGUGAGGGUCCAGAGCUAAAUAUCACUCUCAAUGUAACGGCCGACGGGCCCGAUGAAGAUUCCGAGGAAGACGUGUCAGUGUUGGUGACGUGCACCGCGAGCGACGUCGCGCCCGAGCCUAACCUCAUCAUCACUGUUAACGGCAAUGAAGUUGAAACAGAGAAAAUGAUAGAGCCUUCCUCAGAAAACACCUACGGUAUAUUGGAAACUGCGAUUCUUACUAAACAAAAUGCCGACGGAGCAGAUAUAGUCUGUCAACUCGUCAUCGAACCAGUAAACGUCACGCAUCCUCACGUCGGCGCGCAAACCUUCUACUUCAAUCCGACAGCGCAGACCACUACGGAGGAUGCCGAAGACCUCUCUACUACAGAAGCUUCUUCAGAUCCGUUACAAUAUACUAGUGAUGCCAGCUUCGUACCUUCCUCCUGUGCUCUUCUAGUCAUCGCAACGUUCCUGGUCCGUCUUGCCGUAAAU